Messenger RNA from Anarrhichthys ocellatus (wolf-eel), 2104 nucleotides. It is a transcript of the gene lrit1a, whose product is annotated as leucine-rich repeat, immunoglobulin-like and transmembrane domains 1a. Bases 78 to 2033 code for a protein of 651 amino acids. The record is from RefSeq and is a predicted model, not a curated record. The transcript has 4 exons. Gene Ontology annotation, cellular component: endoplasmic reticulum membrane. Lineage: Eukaryota; Metazoa; Chordata; Actinopteri; Perciformes; Anarhichadidae. Gene Ontology annotation, molecular function: protein binding.
AAGCAAGUCUGUUUGACUUCAGUGGGCGCAAACUGGGCGCAUGUAGCCAAACUGCGUAUGCGUAAAAGUGGGCCAAAAUGUUCCUCGUCCUGCUCCUGGGGCUCUACGCGGCCACAGGUGAACUUCUCUCCCCAGUGAGCUCCUGCCCGUCGCAGUGCAGCUGUUUUUACCACAACUUGAGUGAUGGAUCAAAGGCCAGGAGCGUGAUUUGCAAUGAUCCCGAGAUAUCUCUUGUGCCUGUCGGGUUUCCUGUUGACACGUCCAAGCUGCGGAUUGAGAAGACGGCCAUCCAGCGGAUACCGAGCGAAGCCUUCAACUACCUCUCUAGUCUGGAAUUCCUGUGGAUGUCUUUCAACACACUGUCCGCCUUGAGCCCGGACAGUUUCCGGGGACUGCUCAACCUGGAAGAGCUUCGUCUGGACGGGAAUGCCCUCACCGCCUUUCCCUGGGAAUCUCUCAUGGAUAUGCAGAGUCUCAGACUUCUCGAUUUGCACAACAAUCAGCUCCCCUCGCUGCCAGCGGAGGCCACCACUUACAUCAAAAACCUCACCUACUUGGAUCUGUCCAGCAACAGCUUGCUGACCCUGCCGACUGAGGUGCUUUCCACCUGGCUGGCGGCGAAACCUGUGCAAGGUCCAGAGAGCUCCAAGAUGAUACUUGGUCUGCAUGACAACCCCUGGGUGUGUGACUGUCGGCUCUACGACCUGGUCCAGUUCCAGAAGUCUCCGACUCUUUCAGUGGCAUUCAUUGACACGAGGCUGAGGUGUUCAGCACCGGAAAGUGUAUCAGGGGUCCUGUUCAGUGACGCAGAGUUGCGGCGCUGUCAGCUCCCACGUAUCCACACAGCUGUGGCACGAGUCCGGAGCGCUGUUGGGAACAAUGUGCUGCUCCGCUGUGGCACCAUUGGAGUCCCCAUCCCAGACCUGUCAUGGCGCAAGGCAGAUGGGCGACUCCUUAAUGGAACAGUCCAGCAGGAAACCUCAAAGGAGGGAAUCACCUGGUCCAUCCUCCGGGUCCCAGCUGUGUCCUAUCGGGAUUCAGGGAAAUACAUCUGCAAGGCCACUAACUAUGCUGGGAACGCUGAAGCUGUCAUUUCUCUCAUUGUCUCUAACUCACCAAAACCAGAGGGGAACCAAACCAGCAAUGACAAGAAAGCCAAAGUCAAGAAACCCAACCCGGUGGGCAAAGCUGCCUACCAGGAGAAACUGGUGGCAAGAUAUGUGGUUCCAACCUCCACACCUUCAUCACUGCCUGCCCUGGAUCCAGGCCUUCCACCUGGCCUUGGUCCUGAUCCUGGACUAGCCAGUUACAGCCUAGCUGACAGAGCAACCCCCGGGCCUGCCACCUCCUCCAACCCAGAUGCGCUGCUGGAUCUGGAGAAGACUAAUCUAAGCAACCUGGCGGCCAACACGUCAUCGCUGCAGCAGGACCCGGACAGGGUGGUCCGCUCAGUAAAAGUGGUGGGUGACACAGACAAUAGAAUUUCUUUGAACUGGAGAGCCCCUAAGGCCAAGAACACAACAGCAUUUAGUGUGCUGUAUGCUGUGUUUGGAGAGAGGGACAUGAGGAAGAUCAAUGUUGGGGCGGGACACAACCGUGUUACCAUCAACGGGCUGGUGCCCAGGACCAAGUAUAUUGCCUGUGUGUGUGUGAGGGGGCUGAUCCCCAAGAAAGAGCAGUGCGUCAUAUUUUCCACUGAUGAAGCAGCCAGUGCCACUGGGACCCAGAGGUUGAUAAAUGUGAUUGUGAUCACAGUGGCCUGUAUAAUUGCGGUCCCGCUCACUGUCAUCGUGUGCUGUGGGGCUCUGAAGAGACGCAUUCAGAAGUACUGGGGAAAGAAAUCCAAGGACAUCCAAGAUUCAUACGUGACCUUUGAAACGCUGUCGCCUGGCACGAAGGCCAAAGGGCUCGAGGGGGAGUAUUUGAACAGACUGAACCCAGAGGAGUCCAACAGGCUGCUCUCAGCCCGCUCCAGCUUGGACUCUGAGGCAACAGCUAAGAUAGAGGGACAGCCUAACGAGUACUUCUGCUGACAUCAUGCUCCAGCUCCGGCUCCUGCUCCACACCAUCUUCCUCGCACGUACCUGCAUCCACGUCCCGGUCA